This is a messenger RNA of Strongyloides ratti, 1899 nucleotides long. Its product is annotated as Signal recognition particle receptor subunit alpha homolog. Bases 1 to 1899 code for a protein of 632 amino acids. The transcript is spliced from 3 exons. Gene Ontology annotation, cellular component: endoplasmic reticulum membrane; signal recognition particle receptor complex. Gene Ontology annotation, molecular function: GTPase activity; ATP hydrolysis activity; GTP binding. Gene Ontology annotation, biological process: SRP-dependent cotranslational protein targeting to membrane. NCBI's taxonomy places the organism in Eukaryota, Metazoa, Nematoda, Chromadorea, Rhabditida, Strongyloididae. The record is from RefSeq and is a predicted model, not a curated record.
AUGAUUGACCUUUUUACAAUUUUUGGUAAAGGAGGUAUAGUUUUGUGGUGUUUUCAGGAGGGUGGACAAUAUUUUAGAGAAACAAUCAAUGAUCUUAUACAAAAUGUUAUUCUCCAGGAAAGAGGAAAUUUUAACAAUUAUUCAUCUAAUAAUGUUACUUUAAAAUAUAAGUUAGAUAAUGAAUUUGAAAUUGUUUUCUUAGUUGUAUAUCAAAGUUUCAUACAACUUACUUAUGCUGACAAGUUAUUAAGUGAAAUACAAAUACGUUUCAGAGAUAUGUAUAAAAAUGUUUUAGAUGAUAAAAAUUUAUUAAAUAGUCAAAAUACAGAAUUAUUUAAAAAUUUUGAUAAAGAAUUUAAAAAAAUUAUUAAUAGAGUACGGGAAGAGGCUAUUAAACAAGAAGAAAUACACCAAAAACCAAGAACAUUUCAAGAAAGUGAGAAAUCUAAAAAAACAGUUGAAUCAAUGAUGUUAAAUAAAGAAAAUAAAACUAAAAAGAAGGACAAUAAAAAAGGAAAAGAAAAUGUUGAUAAUGAGAAGACAAUUGAUAAAAGUAUUUCACCUAUCUCCUCAACACCAGCAUCACCAUCAUCUGAUAUUGAUGAAGAAGUUAUGAAAAAUAGAGCUAGUAUGAUGGCAAAAUUAAAAGGUAAAGCAAAAAUGCCUUCCUCUCCUCCACAACCUUCUAUACAUGAAAAAAAGAAAGGAAAAAAAGCACGUGUUUGGGGAUAUGGAAAUGAUGUUGAUGUUCCAGAAGUUUUAGAUUAUUCAACAGAUGGUGGUAAAAAAAUGGAAUUAAAAGAUGGUGAAUUUGAAAAUGAGGAAGUCAAGAAAUUUGUUGAAGAUCAUAGAUCUAUGGUUGGUAAUUAUAAAGGAGAUCUUCCUGGUCUUGAUGAAGGAAGUGAUGAAGACAAUGAUAAUGAUGAGGAAAUUGUCAAUGAUUCAAAUAAAAAAAGUGGUUGGUUUAGUUCCCUAUCGAAGUUAAUAUCAAAUAAACAACUAACUGAUGAUGAUAUAGAACCAAUUUUAAAAGAAAUGAAAGAAACACUUAUUUCAAAGAAUGUAGCUAGUGAACCUGCUGAGAAGAUUUGCCAAUCUGUUGGUGGUAAACUAACUGGUAAAGUAAUUGGUACCUUUAAUCGUGUCAAAACUAUUGUUAAAGAAGCUAUGAGAGAAAGCUUGGUACAAUUAUUAACACCAAAAAGACGUGUUGAUAUAUUAAGAGAUAUUGUUGAAGCAAAAAGAGAAGGUAGACCAUAUGUAAUUGUAUUUUGUGGUGUUAAUGGUGUUGGAAAGUCUACUAAUUUAUCAAAAGUUACUUUUUGGCUUAAUGAAAAUGGACAUAGAGUUUUGAUUGCUGCUGGUGAUACAUUUAGAGCUGGUGCUGUUGAACAACUUAGAACUCAUAUGAGAAAUUUAAAUUCUUUACAUCCAGAUUCUGUACAAUUAUAUGAACAAGGAUAUGGUAAAGAUCCAGCUGGUCUUGCUGCUGGAGCAAUUAUGGCAGCCUCUGAAAGAGGUAUUGAUGUUGUAUUAGUUGAUACUGCUGGUAGAAUGCAAGAUAAUGAACCAUUAAUGAGAUCACUUUCUAAACUUAUAAGAAUGAAUGAACCUGACUUAGUUCUUUUUGUUGGUGAAGCAUUAGUUGGUAAUGAGGCUGUUGAUCAAUUAGUUAAAUUUAAUCAAGCACUAGCUGAUAAUUCAGUACCAGGACAGGUUCCUAGAUUAAUUGAUGGAAUUGUUUUGACAAAAUUUGAUACUAUAGAUGAUAAAGUAGGUGCUGCUAUUUCCAUGACAUAUAUUACUGGUCAACCAAUUGUUUUUGUUGGAUGUGGACAAACAUAUACUGAUUUAAAGAAUUUAAAUGUUAAUGCUGUUGUUAAUUCAUUACUUCGUUAA